CACACACACACACAAGCACAAUAUUCGUUAGCACGCAGCAACCAUCGUGGGGGAAAGGUAAUACAAUUGAGAGAGACACUCUGCUUCGGAUUCUUCUUUCUUUGUCCUUGAUUCCAAUCCUCAGCUAAUUGUGUAGAAUACCCGACGUGUCCUCUCAACUUCUGGGAAUUUCUGUUUCUUCUUCGAUUGGUUGGGUCUCGGUGUGCUUCCCUUCCAAUCGAUCCGAUUUAUAACCAUGGCGACGAUCGGGCACAACAACCUCAACGCCAAAUUGGUUCUCCUUGGUGAUAUGGGCGCCGGAAAGUCCAGCCUGGUUUUGCGAUUUGUCAGGGGUCAAUUUCUUGAAUUCCAGGAAUCAACAAUAGGUGCAGCCUUCUUUUCACAGACAUUGGCUGUUGAUGAUGCAACUGUUAAAUUUGAAAUUUGGGACACGGCUGGACAGGAGAGGUACCACAGCUUGGCUCCCAUGUACUACAGAGGAGCUGCUGCUGCCAUCAUUGUCUAUGAUAUUACUAGCACAGAUUCAUUUACACGUGCAAAGAAGUGGGUCCAAGAACUUCAAAAGCAAGGGAACCCUAAUAUGGUCAUGGCUCUUGCUGGUAACAAAGCUGACCUGGAAGAUAGGAGGCAAGUGACAGCUGAAGAGGCACGUGUAUAUGCCGAGGAAAAUUGUCUCUUUUUCAUGGAGACCUCUGCCAAAACUGCAGCAAAUGUAAAUGAUGUAUUUUAUGAAAUAGGAUAAUUUAGAAGGGGAAACAUGAAACCAAAGAAGAGAUACUCUCCUCGAGGGAAAAGUCUGUUCAUCAUUUGUAGGGGAGGGCGAUAUUUGCACUGUUUUUGCCUGGGAUUGAAGUCUGAAGUCUUAACUGCGAAAAAAAUACCCAUGUCUCCCAUGUGCUUUUGUUUUGAAUUAUUUUACUUUUUUCACCGUGACCCGUGAAUUCUGUUAACAGCCAAGAGAUUGCCGAGGGCCCAGCCUACUCAAAAUCCAGCAGGAAUGGUUCUUGUGGAUAGACCCCCAGAAGGAUCAAGAGCUUUAUCAUCGUGCUGUUCAUAAGUCGUGCGAUUUGCGUGGCAUCCACCCAAAAAGGAAAAUUAAACACGAUGUGGUUUGUCUUAGCUCUCGCCAAAUACUUCACUUUCCCAUGUGCUUCAGGGGCCACCUACCUACUAACCUAUCCAACUUGUUCUGUAAUUUUCCUGCUGUUUACCUUUUGUUGCCCUCCACCAAAAAAAAAAAAAAAAACGAAACUUUAUGGUACAGAAUAUACCUGGGAUAUGCGGUGUCUGUGGGUUCAAUAGUAUCUAAGGAAAAAUGCAUCUAAACUUAAGCUUGCUCGCUUACCUCUUUUAACAACGUUGGUUAGCUUUUCGCUCCC
Molecule: messenger RNA, 1379 nt
Organism: Prosopis cineraria
Lineage: Eukaryota; Viridiplantae; Streptophyta; Magnoliopsida; Fabales; Fabaceae
Product: ras-related protein RHN1-like
Exons: 7
Coding region: 236-742 (168 amino acids)
Molecular function (GO): GTPase activity; GTP binding
Source: RefSeq, a predicted model, not a curated record